UAAUUGCGACACCCUACAUGAAUGCACUUCCUUCUUUGUAGCGUAAAGUCAAGCACAUCGAAUAACACGCUUGAUUCAAGAGAAACAGCUGUGCUAUUCUUUGUGUUCAUACUUCCUCAAGUCAUGGCGGACGAGAGGAGAUGUGCGGGUUCAGCUGCAGGUGCUGGAGUCUCCUCGCUCGGGAAGGCUCUGUCACAAAACCGCUUGGACGUGGUCGACGACGAUGAUCCCUCAUCAAUGCCAGCUGCCCCUCACCGGUGCGGUGCGACAAAGAAUGCUUUCCGUAGGAGGAGACUGUCUAGCGGGCAGAGGCUCGAGUCGCUGGACUCUGUGUUGAGCCCGGCUGCAGAAGCGCGCGUCUUGGUUAUCAACACCGGAGGAACUAUCGGUAUGAUGUACAAUGACGAUGUGCUCACCCCACAGGCAAACGCAUUUGUAAAGGCUCUACGGAAGCUGCCUACCCUACAUGAUGAACUGUAUGCCCAGCAAACCAGACUUUAUGACUAUUAUCAAGCCACAGAGAACACUCUGGUCCUGCCGCUUUCAAACCUGGAUAAGAGAAUUAUCUACACAGUGAUAGAGUAUUGUCCUCUUCUGGACUCCUGCAACAUGACGACGGAUGACUGGGCAAAGAUCGCUAAGGAUUUAUAUAAAUACUACGAACAAUACGAUGGUUUUGUGAUUCUGCAUGGUACCGACACAAUGGCUUAUACAGCAUCAGCUCUGUCCUUCAUGUGUGAACACCUGGGCAAGACUAUCAUCCUUACAGGCUCUCAGGUGCCGAUCUAUGAGUUAAAGAAUGAUGGCCGUGACAACUUGUUAGGUGCCCUACUUAUCGCUGGCCAGUUUGUGAUUCCAGAGGUCUGUCUAUAUUUUCACCACAAACUAUACAGAGGAAACCGGGUCACCAAGGUGGAUUCUGGGAGUUUCAACGCUUUCUCCUCUCCUAACCUCCCUCCACUGGCAAAUGCUGAAGUAGAUAUAAAGGUUAACUGGGACUCAGUUUGGAGAGCCAACACAACCAAAAAGUUUUUGGUUCAGACUAACAUGAACAGGAAUGUCGGACUCUUGCGCAUCUUCCCUGGAAUUACGUCUGAGACUGUCCGUGCUUUCCUGCAGCCCCCCAUGGAAGCUAUAGUUCUGGAGACGUACGGCAGUGGGAAUGCACCUGACAACCGUCUCGAUCUGCUGGAAGAGAUCAGAAAGGCCACAGACAGGGGGGUCCUCAUAAUCAACUGCACCCAGUGCCUGCGGGGCUCGGUCACAGAGACCUACGCCACUGGAAAAGCCCUUAGCAAUGCAGGUGUGAUAGCAGGGGGUGACAUGACACCAGAGGCGGCCCUCUCCAAGCUUUCAUACGUGCUGGGUAAAAGCCAGCUGAGUAUGGAACAGAAAAGAAAGAUGCUAAGUGAAAACUUAAGGGGAGAGAUGCUCGCACCACUUAAAGGAGCCACGUUCUCGCUAAGAGACAGCAGAUUCAUUCAGGUCAUAGCUAGGUCUCUCAGUGUCAGCUGUAAAGAGGAGCUGGAAGCAGUCCGUGAUGCUUUAAACCCCACCCUGGCUUGCUCAGCUGCUAAAAUUGGAGAUAUCAACGCCCUGGAAGCCAUUUGGGAAAUGGGCAGUAACCUGAGCAGUGAAGAUUAUGACGGACGGACUCCACUUCACGUCGCCGCAUGCGAGGGCCACCUGAAGGUAGUUCAGUACCUGCUUGAUCACGGAGCCACUGUCCACACCAAGGAUCGCUAUGGUGACACACCACUCAGCAAUGCUGUCAAGUUCAGGCACAAGGAGAUUAUCGGUCUCUUACGGCAGACAGGGGCCCAUCUUUCUCGUGAAGAGAUGGAAGUAGCGGGGACAGAACUUUGCAACUUGGCAGCAAAUGCUGACCUGGUAGGGCUUGAGAUUUGGGAGCUUGCUGGUGCUCGCAUGGAUGUGACCGGCUACGAUGGAAAAACUCCUCUGGAAGUGGCACAAGCAUCCGGGAAUGAGGAGGUGAUUGCAUUUUUUCAACAAACACAUCUGCGCAGAGGACAGCUGCUGCCAGAUGAAAAUAAUGAGAUAUUUCAGAAUGGAGAAUGUAUUAAGCUCACUGACCCUAGAAGAACCUGAACACCUACUGUAGCAGCAUCACAAGAUAAUGGAGUCUGCAUGCUGCUGUUCAUCCAUAAUCUUACAGCAGAUCAGCUUCAAAUAGACUCUACUGAAGAUUGCUGUCAUCACUAUAGUGGAAUACUUGCUCAGUGCCACACUAUCCUAAAAAAUUGUGAAAAUAGAAGCUGAAAGACUGCUUUAGUUUCUGAUACCUAUCUAUCUCUCCUUAAUGUCAACUAAACCUGGUGCAGCAGUAUUUUCUGAUUGUUUCAAACAAGGUAUAGACAGGGAAGUCUUAAAAAAAAAAAAAAAAAGGGUUAAUGUAAAACAUUUUGUACUUGCAAGUGUUCAUUUUAUUUUUUUAAAUCCUUGUUUGUCAGGUGGAACUACUCAGAGUGAUUACAAACCAUGAAAUUGCAAGGCGAAGAUUAUAAUAAAUAAAUCAGUACAUUUAUAUUUAGAAAGUGAAGGAUUGUGCAUGCAGUUCUAACGUGGUAUAAUUACAGUAAGUUGAAGCAGGUUUUUAGGCCAGUAUAACCAGAUGGAGUCUGCAGGCGUGAUAUACGGUAUGCAUUCUUUUACGCAUGUAUGGGUUCCAUUAUUAGGUCAGUGUCUCAAACAUGUCAGCAACUAAAUGUAAAUGUGGUUCAAUUAAAAAAAAAAAAAAAAAAAAAAAAAAAAAAACUUGAAAUAUGGAAUUGUUGAACAGAAGGUUUGUGAUUUUUAUAAAAGGAACACUAUUUUAUACACGAGUAGCUCUGAUUCUUCAAGCGGUUUGUCUAAGGAAUUCAAUGAAAAAAAUCAAGGAUGACUAACUACUUUUAAGAAGCUAUAAAGCAAGUGCAGUAUACUUUGUUUUGUUUUUUAUGUUUUUGCAUUAUUCGGCUUUAUCCAGGGUAUCCCUCCCUUCCAUUAUCCUGGAUAAUCGAGUUUACUGAAGACAGUCCUUACCAGCAAUCAUGUUUAGUAUAAAAGCAACCGUUCUAUUACUAGCCAAGAUCUAAAUCACAAAGUUUUGAUAAACUAAAGCUCUUGUCAUAAGUUGGCUACAUGUUUUUAUUUGAAUGUUUUAAAUCUGCACUUGCAUAUUUUUUGUGCAGGAGAGGAUUCUAUAAGGCAUUCUACUAUCAUGAUGUCCCCAUAUAAAUCAUAUUUGGACAGAAUGAAUAUAGAAACUGCCCUUUCUGCUUAUACUUGGUUCUGUAGACCUAUGUCACUGAACACAGAUUAUAACUUAUUUUUAUUGAAGUUCAUUAAUACAAGUAAUUUUAUUGUGUACUGUGAUUUAAUUUGUGUUGCUGUUUCAUUAUGUAAUGUUCCUCUCAACACCUAUAUACUGGAAACCAAGUAUUUUAUUAUAAAUGGUAUUAAUUCUAAAUGAUUAGAAUUGUGUUUUUCAUUCAAGAAAACGCCAUUAAAAAGUUAAGUCUUAGUUGUUUAUGUCUUUAUUGGGUGUGUUUCUCCAUUUUUCAAAAAAAAAAAAAAAAAAAAUGCUAUUGAUGAUUUUGAGUAAAAAGCUUUGAGCAUUUAGACCCGCGAGUCCACUGUGUCGUUGAGAACCCAACAUAAUUAAAGCAAUGCAAACACAUCUGUCCUUGGCUGAUUAACCUAAACAAUCCCAAAAGCUUUCAGGCACAAGCUUUUGGUCACUCUCAUUCUUUUGAACAAUAUGCAGUGGUCAUGGGUAUAGCACCAACUGUUUUUCAGAAUUUUCAGUAUUUUGAAUACAUAUUUAAAUAAACCCAUUCCUUACUGUUAAAAGGCCAAGAGUAAAAGUGGCCUUAUAUUUGAAAUGUGACUCCCUGUCUGUGAUGUUGUGAGAUUGCAGACCUGUGAGCUACAUCCAGCCUUUGUAAUUCAACUUGUGAUAGUCCAUAUGCUCUGUGGUAUUUAAUGCAUAUCUUUGAGCGUUCAGGGAUGCUUGGUUACAAAAAGUUAAAAAUGCCUGAGAAACAUAGGUGGAAGUUUAACUAUAGAGAGCAUGCAAGAAAUGCUGGGGAUGCUAAUAGAUCAAGUUCACGUUAAAAAGCAACCCAAAUUCAGCCCCCAAAAAUGUAAUAACAUACUCACAAAUUAGUGUGAUAGGUCCACAGGCAAAAUUAUGGGUGGUUGGACUGCAUCUCAACUUGUUCUUAUCUGGUAACACGAAAGGCAAAUACAGCAGCUCAAAGACAUGAAAACAGAACAGCAUAAACAAAUGAAAAGUGAAAUGCAAAAAUAGGAAUUGCACGGUUUAACCCAAAAUAUAUUUUGUUAAAUUACUUGUAAAAGUAAAAGGACCCUACUUCAAUCCAUUUUAAGGGGAAAGGACAAGUCUAUAAGUUGAUAAUUUUGCCCACAAGUGAUGGAUACAAUUUAAAUAUGUUUCAACUCUUAUUGAAGUACCGUAGGGUUAAUUUCAGAAAUGAACUUGUCUACUGCCACAUUCUUAUUUUUUCGUUUGUGUUGACUGCUUUGUAGGCCUGUAGCGUGUGCAUAUUUUUUAAGAUCAGAAUCCACGGACCAGCAUUGCACAGCAUUUUUUUUCAGUGUUGUCAAUUUUUAGAGCAUGUGUAUGUCAUCAUGUUAAUGCUUUACAGCACUGAUUUGUUUAUUAUGGACCAGAUUUAUCAAGAGUUAUUACACACAAGUAACAAACCAUGUGUAUGCUGUGGCUACAUUGUAAUGUAACAACCAGCUUUACUUUUCUGCCACAUAAAAUAUCCUGUAAAUUGU
Messenger RNA from Polyodon spathula (Mississippi paddlefish), 4806 nucleotides. Its product is annotated as 60 kDa lysophospholipase-like. Gene Ontology annotation, biological process: amino acid metabolic process. Gene Ontology annotation, molecular function: protein binding; asparaginase activity. NCBI's taxonomy places the organism in Eukaryota, Metazoa, Chordata, Actinopteri, Acipenseriformes, Polyodontidae. Bases 22 to 2109 code for a protein of 695 amino acids. The record is from RefSeq and is a predicted model, not a curated record. The transcript is spliced from 18 exons.